AUGCUCGGCACGAAGCUGUGGCCUGUGGUCAUCAUGUCGGCACUGCCCAGCUUUGCGCUCCUCCGGCUCGCUAGCUUGAUUGCCAUGCUGGUGCAACAAGCUCGUUUGCUCCCAGUGGCUGUGGCGCGGACCAAUCUGACUGCGGGGGAUACCUUGAGGCCGCCCGACUGCAUCACCAGCCCGUCCGGCGGGUUUGCCUUCGGUUUCCGUGCCCACGACUCCGAUCCGACCAAGUUCCUCCUCGCCACAUGGUUCCGCUUCGGUGAAGGCAACUCUUCCCUACAGUCGGUGCUGUGGUUUGCAAAAGCGUCCUCCAUGGGCGCCACGCCCAACGCCAGGGCGCGGUCCGUCCUCAGCAUCCCGGCCGAUGGCCAGCUCACGCUCACCGAUGGCAGUGUAGAGCUGUGGAAGGCCCCGACCCCCAGCAUGAAGCGUGGAUUCGUCCUCGUGCUAAGAGACUCCGGAAAUGUCCAGUUCCUCGGAGAUGGCGGCAUGCUCUGGGAGAGCUUUGGAUUCCCGACAGACACGCUCCUGUCGGGGCAAUCUUUGCAGGGGUUUCUCUUCUCCAAGCGCGCGGACACAGAGUUCACCACUGGUCGGUUCAGCCUGGCUGCCCAAAACGACGGUAACGUCGUCCUCUGCGUCGACCUCUUCACCGGUGACAUAUUGGAAAACGCAUACUGGGAUACGCGCACCAACGGCCCCAAUGGCAACACAACUAUCACCUUCGACGAGCGUGGCAACCUCAGCUACACACUCUACGAUGGCACCGUCCACAGCUUGAUUUCUCCCGUCGCCGCCGACAGGAACUACUUCCAGUUCGUCAGGAUGGACCCCGACGGCAUCGUCCGUGCCUACGUCCGCCCUAAGAACGGUGACGGCCGCGAGAACACAACAUCUUGGACCAUGUCGGGCACGCUCCCCAGUGAAGGGGGCUGCAAGAUGAAGACGACCAGGAUGCAAGGCAUGUGCGGCCCCGGGUCUUACUGUGUGGAGACCAAAGAACGGCUCAAGUGCCUGAGCCCGAGCGGGUACACUUAUAUCGACGCGCAGCACAGCGACAGCGGCUGCACGCCAGAGUUGGAGCCGCAGAGCUGUGGCGAGCAGAACAACCCCGACAAGUUCUCGCUCGUAGAGCUGCCAAACACCACUUGGGAGGUGUCAAUAUACUACAAGAAGUUCCCGUCAGUCUCGGAGGAGCAAUGCCGGGAUUACUGCCUCAGCGACUGCUUCUGCGUGGCCGCGCUGAUGAUCGGUGGGUCCGACUGUGCAGAGUUGGGGGCACUCGCGUAUGGACAGCAGGGAAACAACCUGACGACAAAGGCGCUGAUCAAGGUAUGGACAAGGAAUUCUCAGGUGAUUACGUCAGCAAGAAUGAGAAAUGUACUGGCCUACAAGGUUGUGGCCAUUUGCUUGGGCAUUCUUUUGUUGAUCACAGUCGGUGGCCACCGACUUCUGGCACAUCAUUACCUCGUCAGAAACAGAGAUAGCCAGAGGUUGUUGAGCUCGAGCGUAAGAGCAUUCAGCUGGAAGGAGCUUUACCAAGCCACCAAUGGCUUCGAGAAACUGCUGGGCAAAGGGAGCUUCGGGGAGGUCUACAAAGGAACGAUAAGAUCACCGCAGCCGCAUCUCAUCGCAGUGAAGAAGCUCAUCGACUCAAACGAGUAUAGCGAGCAGGAGUUCACAAACGAGGUACAGUCCAUCGGGCAGAUCCACCACCGGAACUUGGUCCGUAUGAUCGGCUACUGCAAAGAAGGCAAGCACCGGAUGCUGGUUUUCGAGUUCAUGCCAGGCGGGUCGCUCCGUGGCAUCCUCUUCAACCCAGAGAGGCGGCCUUCGUGGCGCUGGCGUGCUGUAGCCGCCCUUGCCAUCGCCCGGGGGCUUGAGUACCUCCACGAUGGCUGCAGCGCACCGAUCAUCCAUUGCGACAUCAAGCCCGACAACAUCCUGCUGGACGACCGUGGAGUCCCGAGGAUCACCGACUUUGGGAUCUCCAAGCUACUGGGGAGCCAGCAGGUGCACACAACAGUGACCCACAUCAGGGGCACCAGAGGGUACAUUGCGCCCGAGUGGCUCCGCAGCGACGCGCGCGUGGAUACCAAGGCGGAUGUGUACAGCUUCGGCGUCGUGCUGCUGGAGAUGAUCUGCUGCCGGAGGUGUCAGGAGCCGGUGUCUCAUCCUGACUUGCCACAGGGUGAGGAGGAGGAUGAUGAGACGGUCACGCUGUUCGGUUGGGCAGCGCAGCUGGUGGCCACGCAGAGGACAGAGCUGAUGCUGCACGGCAAUGCUGACGUAGACACUGUUGAGGACAUGGAGAGGGUGGAGCGGUUCACGCGCGUGGCGCUCUGGUGCAUCGAGCCAAACCCGCUGCUGCGGCCAACCAUGCACCAGGUGGUGCAGAUGCUGGAGACCAAUGACCCGGCUCAGCUUCAGGCACUGCCGCACCACCCUCCAGACUGUUAUAUGGAAUCCUCGCCUUUAAUUCCUCAGCUCAAGAUGGCAUGUUAG
Molecule: messenger RNA, 2508 nt
Organism: Triticum turgidum subsp. durum (durum wheat)
Lineage: Eukaryota; Viridiplantae; Streptophyta; Magnoliopsida; Poales; Poaceae
Source: the annotation of a GenBank genome assembly